AUGGCCAAGCCCCUGACCGACCAGGAGAAGCGGCGGCAGAUCAGCAUCCGCGGCAUCGUGGGCGUGGAGAACGUGGCCGAGCUGAAGAAGGGCUUCAAUCGGCACCUGCACUUCACUCUGGUCAAGGACCGCAACGUGGCCACCCCCCGCGACUACUUCUUCGCGCUGGCGCACACGGUGCGCGACCACCUGGUGGGGCGCUGGAUCCGCACGCAGCAGUACUACUACGAGAAGUGCCCCAAGAGGGUUUAUUACCUCUCUUUGGAAUUUUAUAUGGGCCGAACAUUACAGAACACCAUGAUCAACCUGGGCCUGCAGAAUGCCUGUGAUGAGGCCAUCUACCAGCUUGGACUGGAUAUGGAGGAGUUAGAAGAAAUUGAAGAAGAUGCUGGGCUUGGCAAUGGUGGUCUUGGGAGGCUUGCUGCCUGCUUCCUGGAUUCCAUGGCAACUCUGGGGCUUGCAGCCUAUGGAUAUGGCAUCCGAUAUGAAUAUGGAAUCUUCAAUCAGAAGAUUCGAGAUGGAUGGCAGAUAGAAGAGGCAGAUGAUUGGCUGAGGCAUGGAAACCCCUGGGAGAAGGCCCGCCCUGAGUUCAUGCUGCCUGUUCACUUCUAUGGAAGAGUAGAGAACACGGAGGCUGGGACCAAAUGGAUCGACACCCAGGUGGUCCUGGCUCUUCCAUAUGACACCCCAGUGCCUGGGUAUCUGAACAACACCGUCAACACCAUGCGCCUCUGGUCUGCUCGGGCGCCCAAUGACUUUAACCUCAGAGACUUUAAUGUUGGAGACUACAUUCAGGCCGUGCUGGACCGGAAUCUGGCCGAGAACAUCUCCCGGGUCCUCUAUCCCAAUGAUAAUUUUUUUGAAGGGAAGGAGCUAAGAUUGAAGCAGGAGUAUUUUGUGGUGGCUGCUACCUUGCAAGAUGUCAUCCGACGUUUCAAAGCCUCCAAGUUUGACUCCAGCAAAAGUGCCGAAACUGCGUUUGAUGCCUUCCCCGAUCAGGUUGCCAUCCAGCUGAAUGACACCCACCCUGCACUUGCCAUCCCUGAGCUGAUGAGGAUUUUUGUGGACAUUGAAAAACUGCCCUGGUCCAAGGCAUGGGAGAUCACCCAGAAGACCUUCGCCUACACCAACCACACGGUGCUCCCAGAAGCCCUGGAGCGAUGGCCUGUAGCACUGGUGGAGAAGUUGCUUCCUCGACAUUUGCAAAUCAUUUACGAGAUCAAUCAGAAGCACUUAGAUAAAAUUGCUGCCUUGUUUCCUAAAGAUGUCGACCGUCUGAGAAGGAUGUCUCUGAUAGAAGAGGAAGGAGGCAAAAGGAUCAACAUGGCCCAUCUCUGCAUUGUGGGCUCCCACGCUGUGAACGGCGUGGCUAAAAUCCACUCAGACAUCGUGAAGACCCAAGUAUUCAAGGACUUCAGUGAGCUAGAACCAGACAAGUUUCAGAAUAAAACCAAUGGGAUCACUCCAAGGCGCUGGCUCUUACUCUGCAACCCAGGGCUGGCAGAGUUAAUAGCAGAGAAAAUUGGGGAGGACUACGUGAAGGACUUGAGCCAGCUGACGAAGCUGAACAGCUUCCUGGGCGACGACAUCUUCCUCCGUGAGAUCUCCAAUGUGAAGCAGGAGAACAAGCUGAAGUUUUCUCAGUUCCUGGAGAAGGAGUACAAAGUGAAGAUCAACCCGUCCUCCAUGUUCGACGUGCAGGUGAAGCGUAUCCACGAGUACAAGCGACAGCUCCUGAAUUGCCUGCAUGUGGUCACCAUGUACAACCGCAUUAAGAAAGACCCAAAGAAGCUCUUCGUGCCCAGAACGGUUAUAAUCGGUGGCAAAGCCGCCCCCGGAUACCACAUGGCCAAACUUAUCAUAAAGCUGAUCACAUCCGUGGCUGAGGUGGUGAACAAUGACCCUGUGGUUGGAAGCAAGUUGAAACUCAUCUUCCUGGAGAACUACAGAGUGUCUCUUGCAGAAAAAGUCAUUCCAGCCACAGAUCUGUCGGAGCAGAUUUCCACCGCAGGCACCGAAGCCUCAGGGACAGGCAACAUGAAGUUCAUGCUGAAUGGGGCCCUGACCAUCGGGACCAUGGAUGGGGCCAACGUGGAAAUGGCCGAGGAAGCCGGGGAGGAGAACCUGUUCAUCUUCGGCAUGAGAGUACAGGACGUGGCUGCUUUGGACAAGAAAGGGUAUGAGGCAAAAGAAUAUUAUGAGGCACUUCCAGAGCUGAAGCUGGCCAUUGAUCAAAUUGACAAGGGCUUUUUUUCUCCCAAGCAGCCUGACCUCUUCAAAGACUUAGUCAACAUGCUAUUUUAUCAUGACAGGUUUAAAGUAUUUGCAGACUAUGAAGCCUACGUCAAAUGUCAAGAAAAAGUCAGCCAGCUGUACAUGAAUCCAAAGGCCUGGAACAUCACAGUCCUCAAAAAUAUAGCCGCCUCGGGGAAAUUCUCCAGUGACCGAACGAUUAAGGAGUAUGCCCGGGACAUCUGGAACAUGGAGCCUUCAGACAUAAAGAUUUCCCUGUCCAGUGAACCCAGCGGUGGGGCGAACAAAGCCAAUGGAAAGUAA
Molecule: messenger RNA, 2556 nt
Organism: Rangifer tarandus platyrhynchus (Svalbard reindeer)
Lineage: Eukaryota; Metazoa; Chordata; Mammalia; Artiodactyla; Cervidae
Source: the annotation of a GenBank genome assembly